CGGGACUCCCGUUCCAGAAAAUUUGGAAAUCUUGGCCUGGUUGGAGAAGCAGCUUCCUUCCCAAAAUACCAAGUCAGUGAAGGAGAAACCAAAACCAGUCAGCAGUAAGGGUCAUCCCUGGCCUUGAACUCAGAGAGGGUGACAAGUGACCCAGAGGCCUCUUAGCUGUAACUUUAAAGCCAAUAAUACACUGUGACCAAAGAUUUACCUGGAAGACAACUAUCAACAGAUAAUAGAAUAUCAGCAUAAGGCAGCAGCCUCCAGAAAGCAUGAAGCGUGGGAAGCUCUGGGAUGCCCUGCCAGAUACAAGAAGCACUCUGAAAAACCACCAAAGAACCCAUGAAUGCUCAGAGUGUGGGAAAUACUUCACUAGCAGGUCCCUCCUUUUGACCCACAGGAAGGUCCAUGCGGGAAGUGAAUCCAGUCAAGAUCUUGAGGCUGACAAGUCCUUCCCUGGCAAAGACACCAAAGAUCUCAGAAGCCCCCCCACGUUAAAACCCUAUAAAUGUGUAAAAUGUGACUUUUCCUUUGGUCAAAAGUCAGGCCUUCUUAGACAUCAGAAAAUCCACCCUGGAGAGAAACCUUACAAAUGUCUGGAAUGUGGGAAAUAUUUCCGUGAAAAAGCCACUCUCCGAGACCACGAGAGGAUUCACACAGGGGAAAAACCUUACAAGUGUUGGGAAUGUGGGAAGAGCUUUUCUUGGAAGUCAGGUCUUCGUAGCCAUGAGAAAUUUCACACAGGAAUCAAACCUUACAAAUGCUUUGAGUGCGGAAAAUGUUUCACCGAGAGUUCGGGUCUUCGGUGUCACUGGAAAACACACAGAGGGGAGAAAAACGAAAAGUGCCUCGAAUGUGGAAAAUGUUUUGCCCACAAAUCACAUCUGAUGCGACAUCAGAGACUCCACACUGGAGAGAGACCCUAUGAAUGCCCAGAAUGUGAGAAGCGAUUUGUGGAUUCUUCUGAACUACGGAGUCACCAGAAGAGGCACAAAGGGGAGAAACCCUAUCAGUGUGGGGAGUGUGGGAAAAGUUUUAUUUCAUCAGGAGGGUUUCAGAUUCAUCAGAGAACCCACACUGGGGAGAAACCCUACAAAUGUGAGGAGUGUGGAAAAUGCUUUUCCCAAAAAUUCUACCUCACAGCACAUGAGAGACUCCACACUGGAGAGAAGCCCUACAGCUGCGUAGAAUGUGGAAAAUGUUUUGGAAAUAGGAGCAACCUUGGAAGGCAUCAGAAAAUCCACACGGGGGAGAAGCCCUACAGAUGCGUAGAAUGUGGAAAAUAUUUUGGACUGAAGGCAGAUCUUUGGAGACAUCAUAAAACCCACACAGGGGAGAAGCCAUAUCAGUGCAAUGAAUGUGGAAAAUUUUAUCGUACCUCUUCAGCCCUUGGAAGUCAUGUGAAAAUCCACACGGGGGAAAAAAAUUACAAAUGUUUGGAAUGUGGGAGGACGUUUGCUGAUUCUUCUUCCCUUAGAAGGCACAGCCGAAUCCAUACAGGAGAGAAACCUCACAAAU
Molecule: messenger RNA, 1515 nt
Organism: Pseudonaja textilis
Lineage: Eukaryota; Metazoa; Chordata; Lepidosauria; Squamata; Elapidae
Source: RefSeq, a predicted model, not a curated record